UGACCGCUAAAGGCCCCCGCAGGAGAGGCAGCAUGGCCCGUCUCAGUCUCAGUGAACCAUCCCUUCUCACUCCAAAUGAAAAUGCCUUAUUGGAGGGAUUCUCCAGCAUCCGCCGGCCCAGUGUUUUACAGAAACGAGCCCCUCCUCCCCCUCCUUUCAGCAGGUCAUCCACUCUGAUCCCCUGUAAGACCUGCCACCCAUCAGGGAGUGUCCAGCCUCAGCAGCAUCAGGACCAGCAGCAGACCCAAAGCUGCACCAGAUCCACCUACAUCCACUUCUGCCAGACCGUUCAGCCCAGUAUGAAGCCAAAACCAGUGAGGCGGCAUUCACACAACCCGGCCACGAGUUCUGAGGUCAUACGAGGUGACCCACGCCCUUUGGUGAUGCAGGACCGUAAUGCCUUAACCCUUGCGGAGCCGCUGUCCGUCAUUGGGAAGCCCUGUUUGCCGAGCUGCAGUCCACGCCCGAUCCUGGCUACUGCUGCUGCUAAUGGUCAAAAACGCACUCAGCUCCAUGUGUUUCUGCCCACUGAAGCGGAGGGAGAGGAGGUGGACAGUGAGUCUGUGGAUGAGGGCUUCAUGGACGAGUUGGACAGUAAGAUAACUUCUCUGAAGCUCCAGCAGGGGGCACCAAAGACAGUUACAUACCACUGAACACACAAGAACCACCUGCUGCACUAUGUGAUCAGAAAAUGUGCAAACCCCUGUUUACUCUUGUGUUAAAGUUUGAGCUGGACCCUUUAUAGUAAAUGGACAUAUUACUACUACAGCAUGCAGUAAUAUUUUAGAUGAUAGUACAUUUGAAACGCAUCUCUCUGUGCAAUGAAGUUUCCCUGUUUGGUGUGGAGAAACUCACCUGAGCAGUACAGAGAUCAGCCUUCACUGCAGUCUGACACUUUUAUAUGGUGACCCUGAGGGUCAAAACACAACAAAACCUCAAAAAGCAAAAACAGCAUUUCAUAAAACACAACAUUUGAGAGAACAAAGUGACACCACAUUUUAUGGAAAAGAGGGGACAGCACUUUUUCUUGGAAAGUCUUGUCUCCCCAUUUGUUAUGUUUUGUUAAAUGUAGCUGUGUUUUCAGCCAUUAGCCAGACUUCAUCACAUAACACAUCACACAUUUAACUCACGUGGCCAAAGAGGAGAACAUUUUAAAGCUAUCAAAGUCUUUACAAUAACGGUGCAUUCAUUAACAUUACUUAAUGCAGCAGUGAGCAUUAACUAAUGUUAAUUAACUGUAAACUUAUCUCAUAACCAUUUACUAAUGGUGU
Sphaeramia orbicularis (orbiculate cardinalfish) is the source of this 1271-nucleotide messenger RNA. RefSeq lists its product as uncharacterized. The coding region runs from base 33 to 653 and encodes 206 amino acids. NCBI's taxonomy places the organism in Eukaryota, Metazoa, Chordata, Actinopteri, Kurtiformes, Apogonidae. The record is from RefSeq and is a predicted model, not a curated record. The transcript is spliced from 2 exons.